Messenger RNA from Penicillium robsamsonii, 1617 nucleotides. RefSeq lists its product as uncharacterized. The coding region runs from base 1 to 1617 and encodes 538 amino acids. Gene Ontology annotation, molecular function: aminopeptidase activity. The transcript has a single exon. The record is from RefSeq and is a predicted model, not a curated record. Lineage: Eukaryota; Fungi; Ascomycota; Eurotiomycetes; Eurotiales; Aspergillaceae.
AUGAGAAUCACCAAGGAACAGGCUCAAGGGGUCUUGAACAAAGCUGCCCUCCGCUCUCGUGGCCCAGGAGGUGCCAUCGCUGUCGUCAAAGAUGGCGAGGUCAUCGGCCAACGCGUGUGGGGAUUCGCCGACCUGGACCAACGGAUCCCCAUGACAGCCGAAACCCAACUACCCAUCUGUUCAAUUACUAAACAGUUUGUGUGUGCGCUAUUGAUCGACCUGGAGCGCAACCCAACCCCGACAUUAGCCGCAAAGGGCGAUGUCCGGAAGCAGCUCUCAGAUCAUCUCACCGAACUGGUAAGCCCGGAGCUUACCCGUGACGGUGAACUCACAAUUGAUCGACUAUGUGACAUGCAAUCCGGUGUGCGCGACUAUUGGGCUAUGACCACACUAUGGGGGUCCAAGCCUGACGACGAGUUUCUGAUCGCCAGAGACUGCGGUCCACUGAUUGCUCAAACCAAAUCAUUUCAUUUCGAGCCGGGAACGGAAUUUUCCUACUGCAAUUUCAACUACCAUGUAGUUGCCCGAGUGAUUGAGCGAGCAACUGGCGAGUCGCUUGACAAAUUGCUCGAAGAGAGAAUACUCCGCCCGGCUGGUAUGAGCACGGCAUUCCUGUGCCCCAACACCGCACAUCACCCACCGCCGUGUGUUGGAUAUGAGGGCGAUGAGCAGCACGGGUUUACAGCGGCUAUCAACAGAAUGGAAUGGUCUGGUGAUGCUGGACUAGUGGCUUCGCUCACUGAUAUGAUCGCGUACGAGAAAUAUCUCGAUCACUGCUACGCUGAUCCACAGAGCUGGUACCAUACCGCUAUCGCUGAUCCGAAGUUCAAAGACGGUACUCCGGCAAGGUACCGCUAUGGGCUAAGUCACACUGACAUUGACGGUGUGAACACGAUCGGACAUGGUGGAGCGUUGCGAGGGUAUCGACUGCACCGGCGACACUCACCACGCGACCGCUUGUCCGUCGUCGUUAUGUUGAACAGUGACAGAGACGCAUUCGGUCCCAACAUUGAGAUCUUCCGAGAGCUUUUAGGACUACCAAAGCCUGUAACGGCACCCAUCGAGUCGGUUGCGGAUUGGGUCGGCGCGUUUCUUGAUCGGGAUACUCAGCUGUCGAUUGUCAUAGCCAAGGGCGCACGGGACGGAGAGGUGAACAUCAAAUACGAUGGCUCUAUUGUAACUAUCAAACUUAGUACACCAAAUCAUGGGAAGUCUGAUUCUAUGGUUGCGACGAUUGAUGGAGAUUUCUUGAAUAUUCAUCGUGUGGGAGAUAAUCGGAUACUCAGUGCUCGGCGUAUUGUUCCGAAAGAAUCAACCCUUAAAGAGAGUUCAUUCCAGGGUGUUUAUCACGGUGCUGAGAUUGAAUCUACCUUCCAUUGCAUUGGCGAGGAUGGCAUGCUAUACGGUGCGUUUGAUGGAUAUCUGGGUCAAGGAAAUGCCACUCCAAUGAAAUAUCUGGGAGAUGAUGUCUGGGUCUUGACUUGUCCACGUGGUUUGGAUGCACCAGCUCCAGGAGACUGGACCAUUGUCUUUUCUCGAGAUGAGCAUGAUGCAAUUCAAGGGUUUACGAUUGGUUGCUGGUUGGCUAGGAAGGUUGAAUUUGUGAAGAAAGCCUGA